This is a messenger RNA of Phytophthora megakarya, 681 nucleotides long. Lineage: Eukaryota; Oomycota; Peronosporomycetes; Peronosporales; Peronosporaceae. The record is from the annotation of a GenBank genome assembly.
AUGCCCCUGAUCAGUGAUCUGCUAGAAGAUCUGGAUAAAGCUCUAUGGUACUGCUCGUUAGACAUGGCCAGCGGGUUUUGGGUAGUGCCCAUGACGGAUCGGGCUCGCGAGAUCUCAGCAUUCAUUUCUACUUUUGGACUAUUCGAAUGCGGCCGCAUGCCUUUUGGUCUUCAGAAUGCCCCACAGAUCUAUCCGCGCCUCGUAGACAACGCGCUGUAUGGAUUUUUGAAGAUCUCGCGAUCCGGCGACGCUGGGGCCACAACGGAUGUGUUCCAGACCGGGAUCGCGGACGAUCCUGAUCGCGAGUCGGUGCUGGGUUCGUACAUCGACGACAUCAUGAUCGCAGCGGAAUCGUGGGACCAAAUGUGCCGAAGAGUGGAGGAUCUGUUAGAGGCUUGUGAUAAGUGGAAUUUGUCGAUCAGUGUAGCCAAGAGUUUUUGGGGGAUGGAUAAGGUGAGAUAUCUGGGACAUCGAGUGUCGAUCAGAGGUUUGGAAGCGAGCCCGAAAGACCUGCAAUCGUUGACCGAUCUGCCGUUCCCCGGAUCUCUGCGGUCUAUGCAGUCGUUCCUGGGCAGUCUAAAUUACUACAGCCGAUUCAUCGAAGAUAACGCUAUCUAUGCUUCGGAGCUCUACGAAUUACGUGAAGUGGAGUUUGCAGACUGGAGAAACGAUCGGAUCUGA